AGAAAAAAGAAACAAAAAUAUAUUUACCAAAUAAAAUUGCAUUUCUUAACACAAAAUGGACAAUGAUGAAGUGAAGCGAGGUCGUGGACGUGGUCGCGGCUCUCGGGCACGAGGCCGCGGACGUGGACGUGGCCGAGGACGCGGUAAAAAAAUUGAUGACACUGGCAUUGCCCUGGAAACAUAUGAAAAUAGUGUUGGCAAUGUUUUAGCCGCCGCCGCCGUCACCGGCGCCACCUCAAACAAUGUCAGCGGAUUGGAGGACAGUCCAAGCAGCCUAGAGCACACAGAGGAUGUGGCAAUGCAAGACCUGGACAAGGAAAACGAAAUAGAUGUGGCUUCCACAGCGAACGACGAGCAAUUGACACCCAUUCAGGAUAUGACGCCGCCACAAACAUUGCCGCCGCCGCCGCCACUUCAACAGCAACAGCAGCAGGUAGUGCUGCCAGUGUUACCAAAGCCAAUUGAUAUGGAGGCGGAUAUCUCACAGCUGGAGGCGCCCACGUUUACAACGUUGUCCCGCGGGCCACCGGAGCCAAUGCUGCGCCUCAAGUGGAACCACAAGGUGAGCCUGAUUGGCGAAAAAGUGCUCAAUCCGAUGAUCCACUGCUGUGACCGGUGCGACAAACCGAUUCUCGUCUACGGCCGCAUGAUACCCUGCAAGCAUGUGUUCUGCUUGAAAUGCGCCCGCGCCGAGCCCAUCAAGUGUUGUCCCCGCUGCAACGACAAGGUGCUGCGCGUGGAGCAAUCCGGUUUGGGCACCGUCUUCAUGUGCACCCAUGGAGGGAGUCGCUACGGCAGCACUGGGUGUCGUCGCACAUAUUUGUCGCAGCGUGAUCUGCAGGCGCACAUCAAUCAUCGGCAUGUGGCGAUGUUGGCACCGCCCUUGACAACGGCCACUGGGUCGGGCGUCGUCGUUGAGCCCAAGCUGAUGACGGAAUUGAGCGGCCUGGAGUUGCAUAAGCAGCGCAAGCUAUCCGAAUCCUCUGUCGCCUCAUCCGCUGCUGCUGCAGCUGUUGCUCAUCUGCAGCAACGGUCAUCGGUGCGUGGUCCAGUCGGUGGCAUUGGAUCGAUACCACCACCGGGUUCAUCCGAUCGCAUUGCCGUCCACUCGCACUCAACGCUCACGCUGGCAAAUUUGGCGCGCAUCAACAAUGCUAAUGCGCAGGAUUGCCAUCAGGGCAAGGCGUCACUGCAUCAGACCCUUAAGAAGGGCGUCGGCGGCACCCAUCAGUCCGAAUCGGUAGCCGAUGCCUCCUACUACAGCAGUGUGUUGGCCUCCUUUGGCAGUGCUGGCGGCGGCACGGGUCCAGGUGCAUCCGGCAGCAGCCAGGUGACUGGUUCAAGUGGUGCGGUGGGCGGAGUUGGAGUCGGUACAUCUGGUGUCGGUGUAGCUGCGGCAGCUGGCGGCAAUGUGAUCGGGGAUCGAAAUCCCGCCCAGCUGGCAAACGGCUACGAGUCGGGCAAUGUGGCAGGCAGCUCUACUGGUAGCAACUGGCAGCAAGCGCAAUAUUACAGAUGAGAGAAACCAUUCGACAGAUGAGCUGCACUCAUUUUAUGCAUGAAAUCAAACACUUAAUUAUUGUACAAAUAAAAUGUUGUAUAUGGAGAAAAAACUAUCGUCUAGAUAAUAAGUCAAAAUUGUUUGCAGACAUUUUUACUCAGUUUACGUUGUAGUAAUAAACUUAACUAUUUUUAUUGAGCAUUA
Messenger RNA from Drosophila grimshawi, 1705 nucleotides. RefSeq names its product E3 ubiquitin-protein ligase Hakai (gene Hakai). NCBI's taxonomy places the organism in Eukaryota, Metazoa, Arthropoda, Insecta, Diptera, Drosophilidae. Gene Ontology annotation, molecular function: ubiquitin protein ligase activity. Gene Ontology annotation, biological process: regulation of cell adhesion; protein ubiquitination. The transcript is spliced from 3 exons. The coding region runs from base 56 to 1519 and encodes 487 amino acids. The record is from RefSeq and is a predicted model, not a curated record.